Molecule: messenger RNA, 1557 nt
Organism: Ostreococcus lucimarinus CCE9901
Lineage: Eukaryota; Viridiplantae; Chlorophyta; Mamiellophyceae; Mamiellales; Bathycoccaceae
Exons: 1
Coding region: 1-1557 (518 amino acids)
Biological process (GO): positive regulation of proteasomal ubiquitin-dependent protein catabolic process; protein ubiquitination
Cellular component (GO): nucleus; cullin-RING ubiquitin ligase complex
Molecular function (GO): ubiquitin-like ligase-substrate adaptor activity; ubiquitin protein ligase binding
Source: RefSeq, a predicted model, not a curated record
AUGCUGCUGUGCGUGUCGAGACAUCAGCAAGAGCUGGUGGGGUACGCGUUCAGGGGAAUGCGGGCGUGCCUGAGGCGGGAUAAGCGAGGGGAGGUGGUGGCGAGCGAGGCGACGGAGCGGGCGAUGGGAUCGUUUUGGUCGUACUUUGAAGAGAAGUGGACGACGCAUCUGAGCGAUGGAGACGACGCGAUCGUGAAGGAUUUCAUGCUCGAGGUGCACGAUGGGGAGUACAUCGUCGCGGCGAGCGCGACGCCGUUGGAUGGGUCGUCGGUCGCCGCGGGAGGGGCGAUGCGAGAGGACGAAGACGGGGCGCCGGCGCGAGCGGCGGCGCGAGCGAGAGGGCGACGCGGAACGGAGACGCAGGAGACGUCGGGCGGGAUUUCGGGAGCGCCUUCGAUGCAGCGCAUCGUGUUACAUCUCGUGCGCACGAAGACGGGCGAGAAAUUGGACUCGUUCACGUUUCGAGACGAUUUCAUGCACCUGCCGCGGAACGGCGCGGUGAGUCUUCGAGGCGACACGCUCGCGGUGUUGUCGAUGAAGCAUCAGCGCGUGAUUUUUCUGCGAGUGCACGAAGAGGGACGAUUCGAAGAAGUCGCAUCGAUCGGUGAGCACAUCACGAACGAGGACAAGGAAACUGUAGCCGCACAAGACGCGCGCGAGCGGGCUUGGAUGGACGCCGAACCGCAAGCGGCGGAGAAGGCGCGAACGCGCGCGACGGGAUUCGCCGCCUCGGGGCGGUCGAUGCUCACCGGAUUGACGCAGCGUUUGGUGACAUCGUUAUAUCACGACGCGCGACGAUCGUCGAGCCCGGACGCGCUGCGACUGUUGCACCGAAACUUUGAGCGAUACGUGUCGUUGGUGAUGCUUCGCGUGCGCAUCCUGGACGCGAAUUUGCUCCUCAUCAAGUUUGGCACGCCCGAGUACGCGCUGGCGCGGCGCGGGGACAACGUCAUCGGGCCGACGAUGUAUGGUGUCUUCGAUCUGAGUAAGAAUGCAUUUACGCAGACGGCGACGAGCAUGAGCGAUACGAAUGGAAUGGUGGACGAAGAGUUAAACGCUCCGCCGCGCGGCGAUUUUCCCUGGGCGCGCUUCGCGGGGAGCCAAGGAGAGGCGCUGGCUGUGUGUAACACGUCCACGGCGGAGAUCGAUGACGACGAUGAGGAUGCGUUCAACACCAUCGCCACGCGCUUGUUCCGUACGCAAGAUUACCCACCGCAGUUCAGGUCGCUGUCGCCGUACUUUGACAAGAGGCUCUUCUCUUACGACGAGCGCACGAUCACCGCCAUCGACCGCUUGCAGCCGCACGUGGACUUUGGCAUUAAAUUCGUCAGCGCGCAACAGGGUCAACGGCGUCGCGUGAGUUUCAAGUUAAUGCUGAACAACUCCCUGGCGAAUAACGGACGAAGCAAGCGACGCGUGCAGUACGUUUUUCAUCCCGUGUACCCGUUCGCGAUGUCCAUUUCCAUCGCGUACAUGCAACCGACGCUGGUGAACUUUCACGUGCGCUCGGCGCCAGGGGACGAGUUGCUCGAGAUAACGCGCGCGGGACUUUUGUAG